GGAAGCUGAUGUGUUAUUUCUUUUCUGCAUCGAACGAUCAGGAAGUUUGUGUUCUCUGCGUGGCUGAGAAGUUUUUCACCUACUAGGACGGGGGUGGGGGUGGGGGAGGACAGGUGUCCCCUAAAAUAGAGCGCAAGCUGCACCCUGCGUCCGGCCAUAACCCAGAAGUAACGUCAGAAGCAGGUGAGAAUGACUACUUUAACUCACCGAGCCCGUCGCACUGAAGUAGGCAAGAACUCUGAAAGGAAGGUGGAAAAUGAGGAAGACACUAAUCAAGACAGGAGUCCAGAUGAUGAAGACUCUGGAGACUCUAAAGAUAUCCGCCUGACCCUUAUGGAAGAAGUGUUGCUCCUGGGACUAAAAGAUAAAGAGGGUUACACAUCUUUCUGGAAUGACUGCAUAUCAUCUGGCCUGCGAGGGGGCAUCCUGAUAGAGCUGGCCAUGCGGGGUCGAAUCUCGCUGGAACCCCCCACCAUGCGUAAGAAGCGAUUACUAGACAGAAAGGUGCUGCUGAGGUCAGACAGCCCGACAGGUGAUGUUCUACUGGAUGAAACUCUCAAACACAUCAAAGCAACUGAACCCACAGAAACUGUCCAAACAUGGAUAGAGCUACUCACUGGUGAGACCUGGAACCCCUUCAAACUACAGUACCAACUGAGAAAUGUAAGAGAGAGAAUUGCAAAGAACCUAGUAGAGAAGGGUAUUCUAACCACUGAGAAGCAGAAUUUCCUUCUAUUUGACAUGACUACUCAUCCAGUGACCAAUACAACAGAGAAACAACGACUAGUGAAAAAAGUUCAAGAUAGUGUCCUAGAGCGGUGGGUAAAUGACCCUCAGCGUAUGGACAAGCGAACACUAGCACUCCUGGUGCUAGCCCACUCUUCCGAUGUACUAGAGAAUGUCUUCUCCUCUCUGACAGAUGACAAGUAUGAUAUGGCAAUGAAUCGAGCCAAGGACCUAGUAGAACUGGACCCUGAAGUAGAGGGAACAAAGCACAGUGCCACAGAGAUGAUCUGGGCUGUGCUGGCAGCCUUCAAUAAAUCCUAAAGCCAACAGGUGGGUUUCUCCUUUUUCCUCUACUAGCUGGUGACUGUCAGAGACAUCAUCACUGAGUUUUGUGUGAUGAGAUAUUUUUCAUCAAUUUUUUUUCCUUCUUUUGAAUCAGACUCAUGAUUUUGGGAGAGCAAUUUCAGGGCUUCUCCACAGACCUUGACCAUUAUAAGUAGACUUUAUUUCUCCCUAUACUUCCACUCCAGAUGUGAAUAACUGGGUGAACCCACACACACCCAAUAAACAUUUUCUUUCAUUUCUUCG
Molecule: messenger RNA, 1314 nt
Organism: Equus caballus (horse)
Lineage: Eukaryota; Metazoa; Chordata; Mammalia; Perissodactyla; Equidae
Gene: GOLPH3L
Product: golgi phosphoprotein 3 like
Biological process (GO): Golgi to plasma membrane protein transport; retrograde vesicle-mediated transport, Golgi to endoplasmic reticulum; Golgi organization
Cellular component (GO): trans-Golgi network; cytosol; Golgi cisterna
Molecular function (GO): phosphatidylinositol-4-phosphate binding
Source: RefSeq, a predicted model, not a curated record